GCAUGUGUGUGAAACAACAUCAGGAAAAAAGAAGUGUUUAGGAAACGAUGAUGUCAGAUUAAAAGCAUUUAACAAGUUCACAUCACUGAUUUGGAUGUUACUUAACACAGAAUUCAGACGGUUACAACCAUUUAGCGUAGAUACAUGUAAUACAAAGUGUUGAAGCCGAAGCUCGAAUUUUCUCCUUGUGUAACAGAGACCACGCUGUACAUAUCCUAAUUUAGGACAAAAGACGUUUAGUUUCUAUACACAGAUCUGUACAACAUGAAAUACUGCAAAGAACUGAACUUCACUCAGAUCUGGGUAGAUAAAGGACUUAAUCCAUGCUUCAUAGACACUGUCACCUCUGGUGUAUUGUUCCUUCACAUUCUGAUCUGCGGUUGUAUUCAGUGCUCACUGUACAGAAAAUAUGCCACCAAACUCCCGGAGAAGAACCUGACUGGUUCCUGUGGGUUCACGCUGCAGGUCAUGCUGAGCUUCGUUCUGAUGCUGGAGGCUGUCAUACACACGAUCCUCUGUGACACGUCCAUACGUGACCAGACCGUGGCGGGGUACCAGGUUUUUAUGGCCCUCGCCCUCGUGUACUGCUGGAUGGCAUCCAUCAGACUGUUAUUUUACGAGAGAAGACAGAUGCUGCCCUCUAUACCCACGAGAGGUCACGGCCUCAUCCUGCUGGUCUUCUGGAGCCUCGUUUUCAUCAAGGAGAACCUGUCCUUUAUAUCCUGGGAGAGUGCAAGUUACUGGUGGUCAUUGAGAGGAUACUCGGAUCACAUAGAGUUCGGCCUGUGGAUUGUCAGAUACAGCUGUUCUCUCAUGCUGCUGAUUCUGGGAUUUUGGGCUCCUGGUCUGAAUAGAAACCUGUACCAUCUCCUGACUGAUGUAGAAAAUGGCCCUACUCCUGGGGCAGCACAGAACCAGUCUACGUGGAAGAAUGUGUGGUCGAAGCUUAAGAUAAUGAUUCCCUUCGUGUGGCCCAAGGGAAGCUACUGGAGGCAGGGGCUGGUCCUUCUCUGUCUGCUUAUACUGGGGGCAGGGAGGGGGAUAAAUGUACUGGUACCCCUCUACAGCAAAUACAUCAUAAACAGUCUAACUGUCCAACCUAACACACUUGGAGAUGACCUUGCAGAUCUGAAGGUCACAGGGCCAGAGUUUAGAUACGAUUAUAUCCUGAUUUAUUGUUUACUUAUCUUCCUCAAAGGAGGAGGGACAGGAACCACAGGAUUUUUAAACAAUGCCAGGUCGUUCCUAUGGAUACCAGUUCAACAGUACACUACCAGAAGGAUCCAAGUUCGAUUGUUCAAUCAUUUACACAGAUUGUCUCUGAGAUGGCAUCUUCAAAGAAAGACAGGUGAAGUGUUACGAGUGAUGGACCGCGGUACUAAUAGUAUCAACAACCUACUCAGUUAUGUGGUGUUCCAGAUCUUGCCUACCAUCGUCGACAUUGUUAUCGCUAUCGUCUAUUUUGUCACCGUUUUCAACUACAUCUUCGGGCUUGUUGUCUUUCUCUGCAUGGUUCUAUAUUUAGCUGUGACUAUCUGGAUCACGGAGUGGAGAACUAAAUAUAGACGUGAGAUGAACAAACUGGACAACGAGAAAAACUCCAAGGCCGUGGACUCUCUCCUCAACUUUGAAACGGUGAAAUAUUAUGGUGCAUCAGAAUUUGAGACAAACAGAUUUGAUACAGCUAUUAAAGAUUAUCAGGUUGCGGAGUGGAAAUCGACGGCCUCGCUGAACCUCCUGAACUCUCUCCAGAACACGGUGAUUACGUUUGGGACGAUCAGCGGCUCCCUGUUGUGUGCAUACGCUGUGGUGUACUCCAUCAGUGACCUUCACCUCACGGUCGGGGACUAUGUUCUGUUUGGGACAUACCUAAGUCAGCUAUAUGGACCACUCAACUGGCUAGGGACGUAUUACAGGUAA
This is a messenger RNA of Saccostrea cuccullata (small rock oyster), 1920 nucleotides long. RefSeq names its product ATP-binding cassette sub-family B member 6-like. The coding region runs from base 265 to 1920 and encodes 551 amino acids. NCBI's taxonomy places the organism in Eukaryota, Metazoa, Mollusca, Bivalvia, Ostreida, Ostreidae. The record is from RefSeq and is a predicted model, not a curated record. Gene Ontology annotation, biological process: transmembrane transport; heme transport. The transcript has 11 exons. Gene Ontology annotation, cellular component: vacuolar membrane. Gene Ontology annotation, molecular function: ATP binding; heme binding; ABC-type heme transporter activity.